AUGGCAUACCACGUGCGCAGCCUGGUGAGAAAGGGACGGUUUGUCCAUCUGUGCGGCUAUUUGGAGAGCACACUGCCGGACUUCCUUUACGAUGACGACACUGUCGACCUUUACGAGAUCCCUGUAAUUCGGCGUCGCGCGUGGAUGCCGUAUCUGGUGUUUGCGGUCUACAAAGUUGCGGCCCAGUGUUUUGAGCUCACAAGACUGCUUUCGACAGUCAUCGACGAAAACACAGAAUACGUGCUCGUGCAAAAUCCUCCUUCCAUCCCUGUGCUGGCCAUCGUCGUCAUUUUGAGAAAAACAAUCUGUCCGCACGUCAAGAUAGUUGUCGACUGGCACAACCUGAACUUUUCGAUCCUCAACCUCAAAUACCACAACGAAAAUCACCCUGCUGUGCAGCUACUCCGAAAUUAUGAGAAAUAUGUGGGGAAAUUCGCCGAUUACCAUUUUACGGUAACUGAAAAGCUGAAAGAAUACUUGCAAAAAGAGUUCGGAAUCGAUGGUACUAGAAUCAGCGUUGUUCAUGACCGUCCAAGCGACGAGUUUGUGCCGCUGGAAGGCGACAGGAUGGAGGUCGUCAAAGAGCUAGCUGUGCUGGACGGAUUCCAAGAUGCUGACAAAUUGAUUGUGUCAGCAACAUCGUUCACCGAGGACGAGGAUUUCGGCGUGCUAGUGGAGGCGCUCAAGAAACUUGACUCAAAGCUCGACACCAGAGUGUUCAUGGUGGUUACAGGGAAAGGCCCACUUCAGAAGAAGUUUUUGGAUUUAGUGGCUCAAAACAAAUGGAGUGAAAAUAUGAUAAUCAGAAAUGCGUGGCUGUCGGUCUCCGACUAUCCAAAACUACUCCAGGUGGCCGACGCGGGGGUUUCGCUACAUUACUCGUCCUCGGGACUGGAUCUCCCAAUGAAGAUUGUCGAUCUUUUCGGCUGCGGAAUACCUGUAGUGUCGAUGAAUUUUCCCGCGCUGCAUGAAUUGGUGACCUACGAAAACGGUCUUGUGAUGGAAAAUAAUUCAGAUGCCUCGGAACUUUGCGACAAAAUUCACCAGCUGCUUUACGGGGUAGACCUCAAACCAGGGGCUUUGCGCGAAAGCACACGCAGAUGGGACCAAGAAUGGCAAAACACAAGAAUAUUUUAA
Molecule: messenger RNA, 1137 nt
Organism: Ogataea parapolymorpha DL-1
Lineage: Eukaryota; Fungi; Ascomycota; Pichiomycetes; Pichiales; Pichiaceae
Product: Chitobiosyldiphosphodolicholbeta-mannosyltransferase
Exons: 1
Coding region: 1-1137 (378 amino acids)
Cellular component (GO): endoplasmic reticulum
Molecular function (GO): mannosyltransferase activity
Source: RefSeq, a predicted model, not a curated record